CGCGUUGUAGCAGUCCUUCACCCGCCAAGACCUCCCCGGGCCGGCUGGGACACGACCUCCGCAUGUCCCUGGACUCAUUUUGGAUGGAAGCGGACGGUUUUGUGGCCCGGCGAGCGCCCGUCGAAGCUCCGGGAGUCGACGGUCGAGAGAUCCGAUGGCUGGGCGGCAGAAUUCUGGACGCUACUGGAGGGUUUCACGGAGCUUUGCCUUUCACGACACCCAGAAUGGACCCGGACUUUGCCCCGGCGGGAGUGCAUCGAGCUACGCCGAUGGAAAGCUCGUUAGAUGUGGAUACUGAAAUAGACUAUGAAGGCUUGCCCCAGGGAGCAGCCACCAGCACCCACAUGCUGGCAGGAGCCGUGGCUGGUAUCAUGGAGCACUGCCUGAUGUACCCCAUCGACUGUGUCAAGACUCGAAUGCAGAGCCUCCACCCUGAGCCUGGUGCACGAUAUCGUAACGUGAUGGAUGCGCUGCGGCAGAUCGUUCGGACGGAGGGCGUGUGGCGGCCUAUUCGUGGCGUUAAUGUUUUGGCUGUAGGGGCGGGGCCUGCACAUGCGCUCUACUUCGCCUGCUACGAGAAAAUCAAGUUCAGGCUCAGUGAUGCCAUCCACCCUGGAGCUAAUAGCCACUUUGCUAAUGGAGUAGCAGGAUGCAUGGCCACAGUGAUCCACGACGCCAUCAUGAACCCGGCUGAAGUGGUAAAACAGCGCAUGCAGAUGUUUAACUCUCCGUACCGUGGGGUCCUUCACUGCAUCUCGUCUCUGCUGCGGUGUGAGGGCCCGGCCGCAUUUUACCGAAGUUACACCACCCAACUCACCAUGAACAUCCCCUUUCAGGCUCUCCACUUCAUGACCUACGAAUCCCUCCAGGAAACUCUCAACCCUCACAGACAAUACAACCCCACCUCUCAUGUUGUGUCCGGGGCGCUUGCUGGAGCAUUAGCCGCGGCUGCUACGACACCUUUAGAUGUCUGCAAAACCCUUUUAAACACCCAGGAAGCCCAAACGGUGAUGAUCCAAGCGGAGGGGGCAGGUGCGGUAGGCGGGAGACACAUUUCAGGAUUGGGAGAAGCAUUUCGGACUGUCUACAGAACCGGAGGAGCAGCAGCGUUCUUUAAAGGAGUCCAAGCAAGAGUGAUCUACCAGAUGCCCUCAACGGCGAUUAGUUGGUCUGUGUACGAGUUUUUCAAAAAUGUCAUCACCAAAAGGCAACAUGAGAGGCUAUUCAAGUGAAAAUAAACCAGGAAAAGUUUUCACCAGGAAAGUAUUAAGAUAAUAAAAUGGCAAACUGGAAGCUAUUGUUUUUAGAGUUUAUUCAAAAUGGAAAGGGACGUUCAACACAAAACCGUAGUCAACUUUUGAUUCAAACAGGGAAAGGAACUAAACAUUUAAUAAGUGAGAACACACUUUAAAGCUUCGAUCUGUAAUUAGACUGGUCAAUCCAGCCAUGCUGCAGCCUAAAGGCCAGGUAAGGGGUGGAGGGGCAGGUUUUUGCCAUCUACUGGUGGAAAAAAACCAAAUAAAUCUAAUAAACUUAUGGAUGGUAGCUUUAACACAUUAUUUUUGAAAAAAAAUAUCUGAACUCAAACUUUGUAGGUUGGCCACCAUUUUAGCUAAGAUAUUUUAUGAUUCACAAGUAUGAUAUUCUAGGUUAAGUUUGGCUGCAUUUUAGGCAAUCUAAAAUGGCUUUGAUUAUACCCCCAGUACAAAAUGUGCAUAAAAAAUGCUAUUAAAAGAGCCAAAAACGGUGGAAAGCAGUUUUAUCUACUCUACAUCCAAACAUUGAUAUUUUUGUUCCUCAAAGGCCAUAGUCCAGCACUUUAUCAACUUAAUUUUAGUACAUAAUACCAUUUUCAAAGGAACAACAAAAUUCUAAUGCACGUUUAUUCAGCACCUAAGGAUGUUGGAAAAUAUUUGCUUAUUUUGAAAUAGGUUUGUUACAACUCAUUGCCACCAGAGGGAGCCGCACUCAAACAAGUGAGAGAUUGUCAGAGGGGUUGUUUUAUGUGGAAGUCAUUGGACUGUACAGAAUGACCUCCUCCUUGGUAAAUUAAAGAUAACAUACAUUUUAGCAUUAUAUUUUAAACGCACAUGUUUGUCAAUAGCUCAAGUGCCUCAGUAAUAUAGAAUAUACAUAUAUUCGUCACAUUUAAAAAAAGAGGUUGAAUAAACCUUGGGUUUAAGAGUUAACUCCAGGUUAAUCUUUCCUGAGACGCACAACUCAGUUUUCUGUUUCAUGAAGUAGGUUUGGAGCAGUAUUGGAAAACUCAGAGAUAGUAAGCCCUGAAUUUAGCAGAAUUUAUCAAUGGAUCCCAGAAAAGAGCAUUCACCAUGGCAACGAAACCAGUGAAGACUUUAAUGACAUAAAGUCAUGUGACUGUGGAACAUGCUUUGGACAGAUCAUUCAGGUUUAAUAUAAAAGAAAUGUGGAGGAGCACAUUGUUUAAUCAAUUUAUACUAUUUUAGUAUGAAGAUGCAAAUAAGAUUAGUUCAAAAUAACUAUUUUAAUAUUUGAUCUAAGAUGUUGAGAGCUGUGUAGCUCAUUGAGUUUUUAAAUGUAUGCACUUCCUAACACACUUUGGUGCAUAUAGUAACGAAAGAAGUAUUUGAGUAAAAUGAGUGUAAAGAAGAAAUGAAUACAAGUGAAACCAUUAAACUCGUGUCCAGCCUUAUUAAGUGCACCUAGUCCAUCUGUGACAGUCCAGUCAGAGCUCUACUUCAGGAGCAGAUUGAUCUGGGUUAGAGGAAUAAAACCUGCUCUGGACCAGGUUAGGUUCAGAGUGAGUUACCAUGGUGAUUACUCAGGGUUUAGGUUAACUCUGUGUAACUGAAAAGUCGCUAAUUGAGCUCUUUUCCGGGCUAACAAACUCUUGAGUUUGGACUAAACCUGCUUCUUGAAACGGGGCCAUUAUUCCAGACCAACAUUUGAUGCUUCGUGCGUAAAAUAUAUUUUUCUAAAAACUAAAAUUUAAACCCAUUAAAAUUUAGGUCAUAUUUAUUUUUGCCAAUAUAUCUUAAAUGUGAAAUGUACAUUCAUUUAUUUUGCUAAAGAUGCUAGCAAUUUAAAAAAGUGAAGUGUAUUUUUAAUGGUCAGAUAAAGAAGGGAUUUAGGUAAUGCUGUGACCAGCCGCCAUGCUCCAACGCACAAAAUACUACAACAGCAACCGCUACAGUGGUCUUUAAAAUAAUACAACUUAGCCAGAGGUGGAGCCAGAACCAGGAUCUGUAUUCGGUUAAAAGUAGCCUAUAAUAACUUCAGAUGAUAUGCCUGUAUAAAGUAAAUUAUUAAAAGUACAUCUUCUACUACUACUAAGACUACUGCACGAAAUUUGUGUUUCUUAUGAGAAAUAUACACAUAAACACUCAAGUUAUAUAUUGCCUUUUUUCAAUAGAUUAACACACUAAGCAUUUUAAAGUUUAUGCACAUUCACUUGUCUAGACUAAUCAAAUUGGAAUUUCUUUAGGCCUUGUUUAAAUUUUCACUCAAGUUCUUGUGCCUUUACUGGCAACAACGGUAAUUUUGUGUGCACAGAACGUUUGGCUGAAUAUUGGGUACUUUUACAUAUGAUUUAUUUAUUUAUGCUUGAGUAUGUGACACGACAUUUAAAUUAAAAAAUACAACAGUGUGGGAGUAAAUAGUAGCAGUAGUUGGACAGCUUGCACAUUUAUUUUUGGAAAUUUUUUAACUUAAAAACUACCAAUUUAAGUGAUUAGAUUGAGAUCUUAAAAGAAAGACAAAAUGGGUGUAUGGUUCACCUUUUCUACUGCAAGAAAUUUGUGUGUGAAUUUAGUUACUUUCUUCCUCGGGGCAAAGCAGUGCACUUCAGAAACCUACAACCAGUUAAUAAAAAUAUAUUUAAGAACAAACUUUAGAAGCAAUGGAAUUGUAGUGUGGAGAACUGUAUGAAAAUUGUGAACAUGUUUUUUUUUACUUUGACCUCUUUGACCUUUGUUUCAUUGCUUUGAAGCCAAAGACUGGAACAGAGUGGACAACAUGUGAACUCUAAAUAUGAACUGUGUGAAUUGUGUACAUAUAAAGUUUAUGGCAGCUCCUCGCAGAAGCAGGGUCUUCUCUUGGUGCUGAUUCCAAGCGCUGAGCGAAAUAAAUUAAACAAAAAUUAAAUUUAAAAA
Messenger RNA from Periophthalmus magnuspinnatus, 4130 nucleotides. Its product is annotated as mitoferrin-2-like. Gene Ontology annotation, cellular component: mitochondrial membrane. The record is from RefSeq and is a predicted model, not a curated record. NCBI's taxonomy places the organism in Eukaryota, Metazoa, Chordata, Actinopteri, Gobiiformes, Gobiidae. Bases 63 to 1232 code for a protein of 389 amino acids. Gene Ontology annotation, biological process: iron import into the mitochondrion. The transcript is spliced from 4 exons. Gene Ontology annotation, molecular function: ferrous iron transmembrane transporter activity.